Echinococcus granulosus is the source of this 1125-nucleotide messenger RNA. Its product is annotated as Glutamine synthetase. The coding region runs from base 1 to 1125 and encodes 374 amino acids. Gene Ontology annotation, molecular function: glutamine synthetase activity. The transcript has 4 exons. Gene Ontology annotation, cellular component: cytoplasm. Lineage: Eukaryota; Metazoa; Platyhelminthes; Cestoda; Cyclophyllidea; Taeniidae. The record is from RefSeq and is a predicted model, not a curated record.
AUGGCUUCUGCGACUGGCGGCGCUUCGGACAGGAAGUCUCUCCUCCAUCGAUACCUUGAAUUGCCAUCCGAGAAGGGGCAGUUCAUGGCUACCUACGUGUGGAUUGAUGGAUCCGGAGAAAAUGUUCGCUGCAAGACCAUGACCCUCUCGGAAGAACCCAAAUCCGUCAAGGAUUAUCCUAUAUGGAACUUUGAUGGUAGCAGUACAGGUCAGGCCGAGGGCUCCAAUUCAGAUGUCUACCUCUACCCUGCGGCAAUCUUUCGAGAUCCCUUCACUCGUGGUAACAACAAACUCGUUCUCUGUGAAACCUACACUUACGACCAGAAACCCCAUUCUAAUUUGACUCAUUCCACUCUCUUGAAAGCUAGCAACAAACGUCGGGAGUGCGACGAGGUCAUGAAACGAGCCGCAGCGGAGAAACCUUGGUUUGGAAUUGAGCAGGAAUACACUUUCCUCGAUGUCGACCAGUACCCCCUACAGUGGCCCAAAAACGGUUUUCCAGCGCCGCAGGGUCCCUACUACUGUGGUGUAGGAGCUGACAGAGCAUUUGGUCGCGAUAUUGUACUUGCUCACUAUCAUGCCUGCCUCUACUCGGGCAUUAAGAUUGCUGGCUCCAAUGCGGAGGUGAUGCCUUCCCAGUGGGAAUUUCAGAUUGGACCCUGCGAGGGAGUGGACGCUGCCGACCAUCUCUGGAUGGCGCGCUAUCUGCUUCACCGUGUUGCUGAGGAUUUUGGAGUCGUAGUUACCUUCGAUCCCAAACCUAUGAAAGGCGACUGGAAUGGAGCUGGUGCACACACUAACUUCUCAACUUUAUUAAUGCGCACACCUGGAAAGGGCAUAGAUGUCAUCACAGCGGCUAUUGACAAAUUGGCACUUGCUCACGAUGAGCACAUCAAGAACUAUGAUCCACGUGGUGGAAAUGACAACAAGCGUCGGCUGACGGGUCGUCACGAGACCAGUAGUAUAUACGACUUUUCUUCGGGUGUGGCGAACAGAGGAGCUAGCAUUCGAAUUCCUCGCCAAGUGAGUGAGAAUGGCUACGGCUAUCUGGAGGAUAGGCGACCUUCGGCAAACUGCGAUCCCUACGCAGUCACCAUGAUGCUUGUCAAAACUACUUGCUUUUAA